AUGCCUAUCCGCGGCCGCCAGCAUGCAGCGACCCCGGACCCCAACUUCACCUUCGGCUCGCCCCCCAAACUCUCGUACUUUGCGGAAAUAAAGGACGACCUCUACGCGGCGUCGCUCGAGUUCGUCGGCACCACCUUCUUCCUGAUGCUCGCGUACGGCGGGACACAGGCGGCGCAGGGCGAGGCCCUCGCGAGCGGCGCCCAGCACUCCACCAUCGAGCAAGGCAUGUACAUCUCGCUCUGCUUCGGCUUCUCGCUGCUCUCCUCCGUGUGGCUCUUCUACCGCGUCACUGGGGGGCUCUUCAACCCGAACGUCACGCUCGCGCUCCUCAUCACGGGCGUGAUUGGGCCCGUGCGGUUCGUGCUGUAUUGUAUAGCGCAGCUGCUCGGGGGUAUCUCCGCAGCGGCAAUAAUUCUCGCUCUCACGCCAGGCCCGCUCGCGUCCAACACCUUCCUCGCGAACGGGGUAAAUCGCGCACAGGGCGUGUUCAUCGAGAUGUUCAUCACGACUGCGCUCGUCCUCGCCAUUCUCAUGCUAGCGGCGGAGAAGCACAGCGCGACGCCGUUCGCUCCGGUCGGGAUUGGUCUUACGCUCUUCGUCUGCCAUCUCUGGGCGGUAUUCUACACUGGGGCGGGGAUGAACACGGCGCGUUCGUUUGGACCCGCCGUUGUUACAGGAUUCCCCUAUGACAGCCACUGGGUCUACUGGGUCGGCCCGUUCCUCGGCUCGCUCCUCGGCUCCGCAUUCUACACCCUCCUCAAACACAUGAAGUACUGGCGGCUGAACCCGGGGCAGGAGAGCAUCGACCCGCGCGACUCCCCUGGGGAUCCGGUCACGCACAUCAAGUCCACCGUGCGCCGCUCGAUCUCGUCCGCGAGCCGCGGGCGGAGCCGCAGCAUGGACGCGGGCGGGGGCUCGGGGCAGUUCUCGGAGAAGCCGGUCGCGCCACAUGAGAAUCGGAUGGGGAGUGCGGGGGGCGGGGAGCCGUCGAGGGGGCGGUUGCUGAGGCCGAAUGACAGCGCCGUCUGA
This is a messenger RNA of Trametes versicolor FP-101664 SS1, 1029 nucleotides long. Its product is annotated as aquaporin-like protein. Lineage: Eukaryota; Fungi; Basidiomycota; Agaricomycetes; Polyporales; Polyporaceae. The transcript has 6 exons. The coding region runs from base 1 to 1029 and encodes 342 amino acids. Gene Ontology annotation, molecular function: water channel activity. Gene Ontology annotation, biological process: transmembrane transport. Gene Ontology annotation, cellular component: plasma membrane. The record is from RefSeq and is a predicted model, not a curated record.